Serendipita indica DSM 11827 is the source of this 585-nucleotide messenger RNA. The record is from the annotation of a GenBank genome assembly. Lineage: Eukaryota; Fungi; Basidiomycota; Agaricomycetes; Sebacinales; Serendipitaceae.
AUGGUCAAUCUCCGCUCCCAAAAGCGUCUCGCCGCGUCCGUCGCCGGCGUAGGCAAGCGCAAGAUCUGGCUCGACCCAUCCGAGCAAAACGAAAUCGGCAACGCCAACUCGAGAACAAAUGUCCGCAAGCUGAUCAAAGACGGGAGGAUCAUCAUCAAGCCCACGACUAUCCACUCGCGCGCUCGGACCAGGGCCUUGCUCGCUGCCAAACGCAAGGGACGACACACGGGCGCAGGAAAGCGAAAGGGUACUGCAGAGGCUCGUAUGCCCACAAAGGUCCUUUGGAUGCGGCGACAACGUGUUCUGCGACGACUGUUGCGCAAGUACAGAGAAGCUGGCAAGAUUGACAAGCACCUAUAUCACGAGCUCUACCAAAAGUCAAAGGGUAACGUCUUUAAGAACAAGCGUGUUUUGAUGGAGCACAUCCACAAGGCAAAGGCGGAGAAGAACCGUACGGCAUUGAUUGAGCAACAGAGAGACGCUCAGCGUAAGAGGAACAAGGCGGCCCGCGAGAGAAAGCUCGCACGUCAGCAGGAGAAGAGGGCGGCACUCAUGGAGGGCGCAGAGGCACCAGCACAGGAGUAG